GAACCUGAAGGACGCGGAUGCUGUACUUGGACCCAGUUCACUGUCUUACGUGGUAAUCCAAGAAGAGAAUGACCCUUAGAUCGUCUGUAAAAAUGGGCCGAGGCAGAGCUCCCUGCUGCGCGAAAGUGGGACUCAACAAGGGCUCAUGGACUCCAGAGGAGGACAUGCGGCUCAUUGCCUAUAUUCACAAGUACGGCCAUGGCAACUGGCGAGCUCUCCCGAAAUUUGCAGGGCUUCUGAGAUGUGGAAAGAGCUGCAGACUAAGGUGGAUCAAUUACCUUAGACCUGAUAUAAAGCGUGGUAACUUUACCAAAGAGGAGGAGGAUACCAUUAUCAAGCUCCACGGAUUACUAGGAAACAAAUGGUCUAAGAUUGCAUCUUGCCUACCGGGUAGAACUGAUAAUGAGAUCAAAAACGUGUGGAACACCCACUUGAAGAAAAGAUUGGCGCCUAAGGAGGAAAAAUCAGGAGAAAACCCUGAAGAAAUUCCAAGCUCACCGUCGUCAAUAACUACUGCCUCUGUUUCUGUGUCAUGCUCUGAUGAAGGUGAGAGCAAAAAAGAGAAAGAGCAAAAUGACAAGGAACAGCAUGAAGCUAUGGAUGACAAAAUUGACAAGAUUGAGUUAUCCGUUGAGCCCAAUCUGGACAUGUGGGAUAUGUUGGAGGAUUCUUCUUAUUCAGAAAUAACACACGAAAAUGUUGAACCUCCCUCCUCCGACGUGCGAGUAAAAGGUGAUGACGGUAAUACUCUGGUCGACUUGCCCGAGAUUCUGAUCGAGCCAGAGAUUUGGAAUAUGAUCAAUGAUGACUUAAAUAUUGCACUGACAAGGGACACUACUGCUGCUGCUACACCACGAACUCAUCAUCAAAACAUCAAAGCUAAGGGUGAAGAUGAGAAAGAGAGAUGGCUGCAAUACUUAGAGAAGGAGCUAGACUCGUGGGAAGAGUGUGCCGCUGCUACUGCACAGGUGGAGGGGGCAGACCCAGUGGCAAGUUAUUUUCAAGCACUGCAAGCUUCACCCUCACCUUUAGAUAUCUUAUAUUGAUUACAAGUGCCCUCGUGCAAUGGUUACAAGGAAUAUGACUGCAAGAAAAUGCGCUUGCUAAAAAAUUAUA
Messenger RNA from Asparagus officinalis (garden asparagus), 1116 nucleotides. RefSeq names its product myb-related protein Zm1-like. Bases 69 to 1046 code for a protein of 325 amino acids. The record is from RefSeq and is a predicted model, not a curated record. Lineage: Eukaryota; Viridiplantae; Streptophyta; Magnoliopsida; Asparagales; Asparagaceae. The transcript is spliced from 4 exons.